This is a messenger RNA of Oncorhynchus kisutch (coho salmon), 2031 nucleotides long. It is a transcript of the gene srrd, whose product is annotated as SRR1 domain containing. The transcript has 7 exons. NCBI's taxonomy places the organism in Eukaryota, Metazoa, Chordata, Actinopteri, Salmoniformes, Salmonidae. The record is from RefSeq and is a predicted model, not a curated record. Bases 204 to 1157 code for a protein of 317 amino acids. Gene Ontology annotation, cellular component: cytoplasm; nucleus.
GGAAGCAAAAUGGGUUUGCGUGCGCCACUUUCAAAACAGUCCCCCCUGUGUUGCCAGAAAUACUAGCUACUAACUUUUUGUAUUAUUCAUUUUCCCUACGAUUUCACAAUUACUGACAGUAUCGUUAUCAUAAAUUCACGAGUCUAAUACCUGUGUUGGUUAGGUGAGCUGUUGUGUGGAUGUAGAUAAGCGAACUAUUCCAGAUGCCGAACAGCGGUGAGGAGUGGCAGGUGGCCCGGCGACGGAAGGGAGCAGGCCGCAGAGGGAAGAUUCCUCACACGACCUGUCAUGAACCUGGACACGCCGACGCUGUGGACACAGACAGGACCAAACAAAGGAUCACAGAAACCAUGGCUGAACUGAGGUGUGCAGACUUCUGGUUUGAGUGGAGAGAUCGACUGACGGCUGUGGCUAAGGCAGACUCCCCAGAGGUUGGAGGGGACCCAGCAGCAGGCUCUGACCCAAGACCUGAGGGUGGAGACCGGGCCCGGGAGGCCCCUAGCGGCCCACUGGAGUGUGUGUGUUAUGGUCUGGGCUCCUUCUCUUGCUGUGUGACAGCUCGUUACCAACUAGCUAUGCUGCUAUUGAUUCUGGAGUCACUACAGAUCCCUAUGGAGUGGUGCAGUGUGUACGACCCUGUGUUUUCCUCAGGGGAGAUGGAGGUACUGAGACAGCUUGGCCUCAACGUGCUGACUGAGAACGAGGAGGGGAAGCGAGCAGUGUCGAGGCCAACUCUUUUCUACCUGAUGCAUUGUGGGAAGGCUCUGUACAACAACCUGCUGUGGAAGAACUGGAGUAGAGAUGCACUGCCUCUACUGACUAUCAUAGGAAACAGCUUUGCAGGCAUACAGGACAGGAUGAUUCAGAGAGAACUCCAGAGAGACUACAGCUACAUAGCACACGCUGUGUGUGUGUGUGAGGAGUGGCCCCUUCCAUGCCCGUCCCGACUCCUGGACAUCUUCAAUGACACUGCCCUCAUCACCUUCAAGCCCAGCAGCCUCUGCAAACUCCCACAAUCCGCCUGGGGGGAAACACCAGAGCCCCAAUACCAACACUGCCCCGAUCUGGAGAUCAUACAGAGGCCCACAGAGAUGAGAGGGGUGGAGGAUGAAGGAAUCACUGUGCUCUCUGUGGUUCCCAGUGAAAUGAGAGGAUAACAAGGAUUUUUGUUUUGCCCUUGUAACCCUUUGGUGGGACAUUUUCUUUUUGGGGUAAAUUUAUUUUCAGGGUGGAAAAACGCGUUAAGCUUAAACUAGAUAUAAAGUAUGUAGAAAAUUAUUAUUAUUAUUAUUAUUUUUUUAAUAAUAUACUCUUUGAGAACUAACAAUCACCAAAAUAAAAGCUAGACAGGGAGAAUUGGAAAUUCCAAAAACAAUGAAUUUAGCAGUAUUCCUUUUGUUAUUAUGUUUGAACAAAAGAACACAGCAUUAUCCAUGGUGAAAUGCAUAGAAUUGCAGGAAACUAGCUUUAAAACUGCAACAUUGUCUCUCAGCUCCAUGGCAGUAUAUAUAGAAUCGCAGGAAAUUAGCUUUAAAACGGCCAAAAACAUUCUCCGCUCCAUGGAGAUUGGCUUAUUUUUUGAUACAGCGCCAAGAUAGGGUCCUCUAAAAUGUAGCCACGCCGACGGUCAUCUGUGCUCAUUACUACAGCAAACCACGCCCACCCCUAAGACCCUUUUUGAUCCAGGAAAAACCCUGGAUAGGAUGGUGGAUACUGGACGUAAGCCAAGUCGGAUUCACUUCCACAGUUGGAAAAUCUGGCAGAAGUGUGUGAGUGCUGUGGACCUGUGCUGUGGACCUGUGCUGUGGACCUGUGUGUGUUUGUUGAUAUGUGGAAUGUAUGUAUGUUGUAAAAUUUGGAAGAAAAAUACAUUUAAAAAAAAAGAACAAUUACCAGACUGCCUCUUUUUCCCAAUGUUUUUAUUAUUUUGGUUCAGUUGUGUUCGUGUAAACAUUCAGUUUUAUGCUGUUAUAACAUUUGAUUUAUCUGUAACUAAAUUAGACAACAGCAGUAAGAAAAACACUGGUUUGU